GUGACUACCGUUUGAAGAGGAAAAACAUUUUCAUUAGCGGAGAAAUACUAUAGCAAAAAUAAUUACAUCAUGACUACUGAAUGUGAGCUGGAGAUCAGAGAUACUUUUCAACGUGCCCAAAAAGGACACAACAACAAGGCCAAACUGGUGGCCAGUCUCAAGAACAUGUAUAAUAAGCUCCAGGACAAGGCAGCGUUUCAUGAGGAGUUUCUGCGCUGUAUGAAGUAUGCAAUGAUUGUGUACACGAGAGAGCCAGCAGUGGAGAACAUCAUCGACUUUGUGGUAAAGUUUGCAUCAAGCUUUGAGACGCCUGUAAACGAGGAGGAGGAAGAAGAGGAGGAAGAAGAGGAGGAGGAUUCUUUUCUAAACUUUCUGUUUAACUUUCUGUUGGAGUGUCAUGGAGUGAGCAGUCAUGCAGUGAGAUUUCGUGUGUGUCAGUUGGUUAAUAAGUUGCUGGGGAGUUUGAGUGAGAAUGCACAGAUGGAUGAUGCGCUGUGUGAGAGGAUCCACGAGACCAUGCUGAUCCGUGUCACGGAUAAAUACCCCAACGUCAGGAUACAGGCUGCACUUGCUAUGGCCCGUCUGCAAGACCCGGACAAUGCCGACUGUCCUACUGUCAAAGCUUACAUGCUGCUGCUGGAGAACGACUCAAAUCCUGAGGUACGACGAGCUGUCCUGUCUUGCAUUGCUCCCUCUGCACUCACACUCCCGAAAAUCUAUAGACGGACACGAGACAUUAAAGAAAAAGUUAGGAAACUGGCCUAUCAGGUGCUUGCUGAGAAAGUGCAUAUCCGUGCUCUGACCAUUGCUCAGAGAGUCAGCUUAUUGCAGCAAGGCCUUAAUGAUCCAGCAGACUCGGUGAAGGAAGUUGUGAAGCAAACACUCAUUCCCUCUUGGCUUCGCCUCGUGGAAGGAGAUGUCUUGCAAUUGCUGCACAGACUGGAUGUUGAAAACUGCGCCGACACGGCAGUGUCUGCUCUGCAUGCCCAUUUCUCCUUGGCAGCGGCAUUUGAUGAACUUUUGCAGGUCGCCAAGCUGGACGACAGAAAGCUGAUUCCAGUGCACUCUUUAACAUGCGAGAAUGUGACCUACUGGAAAGCGCUGUGUGAGUUUGUAAAGAGUAAAGGAGACGAGGGGGAGGAGUUUUUGGAUAAGCUUUUACCUGAACCCGCUCUCUUUGCUGAGUACCUGUACAGUUAUGUAAAGACUCUUCAUGCAGUGGGUGACGAGCACAGAGCUGAUCUGUCUCAGUUGGAGAGUGUGAUGAUAAAGGAAUUUAUUACACAGCAGCUUGUCCAGCUAGUUGACUGCUUGGAUACUUCAGAAGAGGGAGGAAGGAAGCGUGUGAUAGCUGUAUUAAAAGAGAUGUUGGUGCUGCCAAACACGCCAUUUUCUCUGGUUGGUCCUCUGGUGCAGAGACUUACAGCAAUUCUGAGGGAUGAUCAACAGAAAAUCGUAACAAUGGCAGAAAUCAUCUCAGAUGUGAGGGAGCCUAUCAUGCCUGUCACACAAACUGUUGAUGAGAAUGAGAAACGCAAAAAACAAGUCAAGCUGGCGGAGAUAAAGGUCUGUAUAAUGGAGUGUAAACAGCAGAUGGAUGACUGUAUAAGUGCCCAGGAUUUCAGUCGUGCUGCAGAGCUAAAGAACUCAGUUGCUGAGCUGGAGGAGCAGAGGAGCAAAUUAACACAAGAGAGCACUCUCACUGAACCCACUAAAGAUCAGCGCACAGAGAAGAACGAUCCAGAGACGCUGCUCAAGUGCUUGACGAUGUGUGCUGAAGUCUUAAAACAGUUGAAUAUCAACAGAGGAAUCUGUCCUACCAUGAACGCUCUCAUAGAGUCGCUGAUGUUGCCCUGUGUGUCAAACUCUCACCCUGCGGUGAGGAACAUGGCUGUGCAGUGUUUGGGCACGGCGGCUCUCCAUAGCAAAGACCUUGCCAAAACGCAUCUGGUGCUACUUUUGCAGAUUACCCAGCUGGACGAGCCUAAAAUAAGGAUCACUGCUCUUAAAGCCGUGGUUGAUCAGCUGCUUCUGAACGGUCUUGACAUCCUGCAAGAUAACCCUUCUUCCCAGCCAUCUCAGCCCUCUGAUUGGCCUGACAAUGAUGGACAGGAACAUCAGCCAGAACAGGAAGAGGACAGUCCUGUGCAGAGUAUUCUGAAGAUGCUGUCAGACUUCCUGGACAGUGAGAUCUGUGAGCUGCGCACUGAGACCGUGGAGUGUGUAUGUAAGUUGAUGUACUGUGGGAGGAUUGCAAGCGUGAAGCUGCUCACUCGGCUGAUCCUGCUCUGGUACAACCCACUAACGGAGGACGACCAGAAGCUACGACACUGUAUUGGAGUCUUCCUGCAGUUAUACACACACUCGCAUAGGACUCAUCAGGAGUGUGUGGAGCAGAGCUUCCUUCCCACUAUGAGGACUUUAUUCAAUGCUCCAGCCACCUCUCCUCUCUCUGAGGUUGAUACUAACAAUGUCGCUGAACUGUUUAUAGAGCUCACACGUCCGAGCACAGAGACACAGGGCACUGCUGUGCAUGAUUCUUUGGCUGUGAGUGUGUGUAAUGAGAUUUUGCAUGACCCUUCGGCUCCCGAGGUUCGACUCUACUGUAAAACACUGGGCAGUCUAGAGAUCAGUACCGAACAGGGACCUGCGAAUGAGGGGCUGCAGUUGAUUCUCAAUGACAUACUGCAGGAGGUGAAGGAUAAGCACUGCAUUAAAGCUGUAGAAAAAGUCCUUGCACGACUUAAAGGAGAACAGCACGCCAGAGCCACGAACACCCAGGACACAGUGAUUAAUGCUGUGGAUGCAAACACCAACGACGUUGUGAAUGGAGAUGAAACCAAAACUAAACGACCCAGAAGAGGUCAGAAGAAAGUCUCAACAGCCAAAGGUGCAAAGAAGACCUCAAAAGCUAAAGAGUCUUCUGGUGAAAGUGAUGAGGAGAAUGUUCCAGAUGCCACAGAAGUCCCAUCUUUGCGACCAAGCCGUCGUGCUAAAACUGCAGCUUUGGAUAAAACCAGGCAGGACUUGACAGCACUGAUGAAUCGCGAAGCCAGUGUGUAGGUCAGGCUCAAACCCACGUUGUUAUAGCUGUUCCUUUUACAUACGUUAGUCAUGCUUUUAAAGCUUGGUUUUUUGUACCUGAUAUUGAAGCAGAAUGACCCUAUAUUGUAAAAUGUCUUGAUUGUUUCGGGAUCAAAAAGUUCAUGAAUGUAAAUAAGUAUAAUGGAUAUUAUUUGUGGAAACGAGCAUGAAUAUUCCUUGUGCUUCCCUAAAAAGCAUCUUUUGGACUCAGUGCUAUAUAAACAAAUCUGUGUCCUACUGAAGACCCUUCAGUGUUGAACUGGUUAUUUAUCAAUUUUAAACUGUAGCCUUCUAAGGAUUGCCAGUAAGGCUAAUGUGUCAGUGUUUUCCUAAUUUUUAAUGAAACCAUUGCAAUCCAUUUUUCUGUACCUAGAAAAGAAGAUCCCUCUUGUAUUCGAUUUCUUGUUUGUUGUAAUUGCUUAUAGGCUACAGGUGUGGUAGAUAAAGAUUGUGUUGUAAGAUGCUUGAAUAUUCCCUUUUUCUAAUUA
Molecule: messenger RNA, 3572 nt
Organism: Trichomycterus rosablanca
Lineage: Eukaryota; Metazoa; Chordata; Actinopteri; Siluriformes; Trichomycteridae
Gene: ncapg
Product: non-SMC condensin I complex, subunit G
Exons: 22
Coding region: 70-3063 (997 amino acids)
Biological process (GO): mitotic chromosome condensation
Cellular component (GO): condensed chromosome; cytoplasm; condensin complex
Molecular function (GO): protein binding
Source: RefSeq, a predicted model, not a curated record